This is a messenger RNA of Anopheles nili, 921 nucleotides long. Its product is annotated as trypsin-4-like. The coding region runs from base 71 to 847 and encodes 258 amino acids. The record is from RefSeq and is a predicted model, not a curated record. Gene Ontology annotation, molecular function: serine-type endopeptidase activity. The transcript is spliced from 2 exons. Gene Ontology annotation, biological process: proteolysis. NCBI's taxonomy places the organism in Eukaryota, Metazoa, Arthropoda, Insecta, Diptera, Culicidae.
GGACAAGUGUGCCGAACUUGGGAAGUGCAUUCGUCGAUCGUGAAAUAGUGUUUUAAACUCAACAAGAGUGAUGGCUAACCGAAUUGUUGCCGCAUGCUGUUUGCUGCUAUUCGCAGUUGCGGUCGAAUCCGCAAACAAGCAAAAGCAUAAUUUUCGGAUCGUGGGUGGAUUCCCGAUCGACAUCUCUGAGGCCCCCUUCCAAGUGUCGUUGAUGAUCAACGGACGCCACGCAUGCGGUGGUUCCAUCAUUUCACCGAAUUGGGUGCUAACGGCAGCCCACUGCCUCGAUAACCUUUUCAGUAUCCAGAUUGCCGUUCGCGCCGGAUCGACGCUGAAGGAUAAGGGUGGAGAGGUUAGCAGGGUCAGCCAAAUAGUCCGCCACCCGGAUUGGGACCCGGACACGUAUGGAUCUGACUACGCCUUGCUGGAACUGAAAACACCGUUCAACUUGAAUGGAGUAACGAUAGCUUCGAUCGAGAUGCCCGAACAGGACGCAGAGGAUCCGGCACCGGGCUCGAAGGCGAUGGUUUCCGGUUGGGGUGCAACUUUGAACAAAUACCAGUCGAACCGAGUUUUGCGUGCCACUUUUGUGCCGAUCGUUCAACGAAGCGACUGCGAUGCUGCCUAUGGAAGAGAUGUUGACAUAUCGGAACGCAUGUUGUGUGGUGGCUUUUUCCACGGUGGAAGUGACUCCUGCCAGGGCGAUUCCGGUGGUCCAUUUGUGGUAGAAGAUCUGCUGGUCGGUGUUGUUUCAUUCGCAACUGGAUGUGCGAAACCCGGCUAUCCUGGAGUCAACGCUCGGGUUUCGGCCGUGCGUGAUUGGAUACGAGAAGUUAGCGGAAUAUAGGCGGCUUCGCAGAUAAAACCCAUUUCGUUGGGAAUUCUCGUUUUUGCGAGAAUAUUGUUUAAAUAUAUUUAUUA